Drosophila erecta is the source of this 1121-nucleotide messenger RNA. RefSeq lists its product as uncharacterized. NCBI's taxonomy places the organism in Eukaryota, Metazoa, Arthropoda, Insecta, Diptera, Drosophilidae. The transcript has a single exon. Bases 202 to 972 code for a protein of 256 amino acids. The record is from RefSeq and is a predicted model, not a curated record.
UUUUCAGAUGCCUGCAAUUCGCUAACGCGUUGUUCACAUUACAAAAAAGAAGAGGACGCUGAUUAUUUUUAUCAUUGAUUCGAUUUUUAAAUCAGCAAAACAAGAAAAAUAGCCGAAUAAGGAGCUUGCGCGUGCCCGAAAAGUGUGGGCGAAUUGCAGAAGAGCAAGCACAUCAUAACCAGUCGUCGUGGAACCGUGGCAAUGCAGCAAAACAAUGCGGCUUCUGGCGGGGAUGCCCUGCUCCCAUUGCGCGCCUGCAGCACCGCGGGCUGCAAAGUGGCCACCGUGGUGGAGAAGACGAAGAGGAAGUGCUCCCAGUUCGUGUCCGCACCGUACAUAAUGCCCAAGCCACUGGUCGUCAAUGGGCACACAUCGAUCUUUCAAGUGGGCGGCGAGAUGGCCAAGAUGGGCGACAUACCGGCGCUCUCGAAAAUGAGCGGCGGUGAUGGUGGACAGCUCAUAUACCGGAUAAAGCCGGGCACCCAUGCCCAUGUCAUCAACUAUGUGCUCAUCGACGAGGGCUCCGAUUCGCUGGAGAAGGCCAGAUCCGGCGACCAGGAGGCCAUGCGCCUGCUGCUGGAGUCGCAGCGCGACAGCGCCGUCUCCAAGUUGCAGAAGUUGAUAGCCAACCAUAAGGCAGGUCCGCCCUCGGGCUUUGUGGCGCAUUCCUCGGUAGUGGCGUCACGGCCAGUGGCCUCCGCCUCAACGCCUGCCAGCACUUCCGUGGCCACAGGCCAUGUGACCACUCCUCAAAUCCAUCCGGACUUCUCCAUCGCCAGCGUGGAGGGUUCGGUUCCUUUUACUCGCGCAGUUCCGCCCGCCGUGGUGAAUCCUUCAGCUCUCGCUCCCGCUCCUUCCGCCCCUCCCACCGCUGUCAGCGCAGUUCAAGCCGACUCCGUGGAUCGCCUACAGGCGGAGCUCGUUGAGCUGCGGCGCACGGUGGCGCGCUUGGAGAAGAAUAGUCGCCGCUAGAUGACCGACUCCGCUUUGCGAAGGGAUACUUAGGUCCAGCCAAAAACGCUUUGGGCUACUUCAAAGCGCCCUACCCUAAAUAAAUAUAUAUUAAUUUAAAUCUAGGCAUCUGACACAUUGUUAAUUCAAAUAAAUUAUGUACUACGGUA